CUAGCUAGCUAGCUUUAUUUAUUAUAUUAUUAGUAUUUUCUAAUUUCUUGCUUCAUAAUAGUUGUUUCCUUCUUGAGACAAUGGCACUGAGUGGUAAGCUUAGUACUGAAAUUGUGAUGCAUGCACCUGCUGGAAAGUUCUUUAAUUUUGUAUCAAAAUCUCUCCACGAUGUUCAAAAUAUUUGUGAAAGAGUGCAUCACACCAAGCUGCAUCAGGGUGAGGAUUGGCACAGAAUUGGCGAUUCGGUUAAACAGUGGACUUAUGUUAUAGAUGGUAAAGUAACUACAUGCAAGGAGACAAUUGAAUCCAUUGAUGAGAAGAACAAGACAAUUAAAUUCAAUCUCUUUGAUGGAGACAUAAGUCAACAGUAUAAAGUCUUGAAGCUCACCGCUCAAGAGAUUGAUAACAGCAAUGGAAGUGUUUCAGCUAAAUGGACACUUGAAUAUGAGAAAAUUAAUGAUAAUGUCAAAGCUCCUUAUGGUUACUUGGAAUUGUAUGACAAAAAUACUAAAGAGAUGGAUGCUCAUCUUCUCAAGGCAUAAUAAUUACUAAAAGAAAAAUAGAAGCACGUUAUAUAAAUUGUUGGAAUUUAAUAAGGGGCAGGUUUUCGGGACUGUUUUGGAAGUAGUUAGGUCUUUAUAUAAAUUAAAUAAGAGUAAUGCUAUGUGUAUACUAAAAUCAGCUAUCAAAGUUAGUUAUCAGUAUAAAAAGUAUAUGUUGAAUAUAAAUAUACAUUGAAAAUAAAUUAAAUUAACUACAUAUGUA
Messenger RNA from Arachis duranensis, 765 nucleotides. RefSeq names its product MLP-like protein 34. The coding region runs from base 81 to 542 and encodes 153 amino acids. Gene Ontology annotation, biological process: defense response. The transcript has 2 exons. The record is from RefSeq and is a predicted model, not a curated record. Lineage: Eukaryota; Viridiplantae; Streptophyta; Magnoliopsida; Fabales; Fabaceae.